AUGGCCUCGGUGCUUGGAAAACGCAAGGCGCCCUCGGGCGCAGCGUCCCUCGGCAAGAGACCCUCAACCGCCGCCGCGGCGACGACGACGAAGAAGAUGAAGAAGGGUGUCGUCGGAAAGUCUGCGAUGACCAAGAAACCCGCCGCCGCCGCCGCCAAGGAACCCGAACAAGAAGAGGAGGACGAGGAGAAGGACGAGGCGAUCACAGACGCGCGGGAGAUCUUCAGACGGCACUUCGAGGCCGCGUUCAAGCCGCUCCCCGAGACCACGUCCGAGUCGGGCGCGCCGAAGGGGAAGAAGAACAAGGCGAAGAAGGCGAAGGCAAAGGCUGAGGUCGUGGAGGAAGAAGACGAGGACGAGGAAGAUCUGGACGAGGACGUCGGCGCGGACGGGGAGGAAGAGGGUGAGGAUGAGGACGAGGAUGAAUGGGAUGGGUUGUCGGGAGACGAGGACGCAUCCGUGUCCGACGAUGCCUCCGAAGAAGAAGAGGAGGAGGAGGAGGAAGAAAACGUGGUCCAAGUCGUAGACCACAGCUCCUCCGCCCCCAAAGUCGCGAGCAUGAGCAAACGCGAGCUCAAGGCCUUCAUGUCCUCAAAACCACCCUCCCAAACAUCCUCUACCCCAACCGCCCUCCCCUCAACAUCCACCCCCGAAGACGACGAAAACGACAAGUCCAACCUGGCAAACGACCUCGCCCUCCAACGCCUUCUCUCCGAGUCCCACCUCCUCGCCCGCCACUCCCUCGCCUCCCCCUUCUCCAACCCCUCGGGGACCGCCUCGAAAACCUUCUCCGACGGCCGCCUCCGCGCCCGCCAGACCGACCUGCGCACCCAGGCCCUCGCGCCCGGCGUCAAGUCCCUCUUCAAGCAGGAGAGCAUGCCGAUGGCGAUCCGCAAGGGGAUGAACGCGGCCGCGGCGGGCCGCGAGGGCAAGCGCCGCAGGCAGGCGAGGGAGAACGGCGUCGUGCUGGAGCGCGAGGCGCCGAAGAAGACGAAGAAGUCGGGCGCGGGCGGUAGGGGGGAGAGGAGCGUCGACGGGCCUGCUGUCGGGAGGAUGAAGGGGGCCGAGUUGAGGUUGAGCGAGAGGGAUAUUCGGAGUAUUGAGGGGAGCGGGGGCGGGAGCGGUGGGCGAGGAGGCGGUAGAGGGGGGCGUGGUGGUGGGAGGGGAGGACGUAGGUGA
This is a messenger RNA of Colletotrichum karsti, 1179 nucleotides long. RefSeq lists its product as uncharacterized. The coding region runs from base 1 to 1179 and encodes 392 amino acids. Gene Ontology annotation, biological process: maturation of SSU-rRNA from tricistronic rRNA transcript (SSU-rRNA, 5.8S rRNA, LSU-rRNA). The transcript is spliced from 3 exons. Gene Ontology annotation, cellular component: nucleolus. The record is from RefSeq and is a predicted model, not a curated record. NCBI's taxonomy places the organism in Eukaryota, Fungi, Ascomycota, Sordariomycetes, Glomerellales, Glomerellaceae.